UCCACCGGCUACUCACCAUUCUAUUUGAUGUUCGGCCGCAACCCAAGACUUCCAGUGGACAUUGCAUUUGGCUUGAGGAAAGAUGCCACAGGAUCCAACUACAUCAAGGACCUGAAACAGAGACUAGACCACGCCUACACAGUUGCUUCAGAAGCCUCCAAGAAGUCUCAACUUAGACAGAAAAAAGGUUAUGACACCAGAGUCCGUGGAGCUACAAUACAGAAAGGCGACCGUGUUCUGGUCAAGAUAGUGGCAUUUGGAGAAGGAAAACACAAGCUAGCAGACAAGUGGGAGCAUGACCCUUACACCGUACUUGCUCAGCCUAAUGCGGAUAUACCAGUGUAUACUGUACAGAAGGAAAAUGGCGAGGGAAGGAAAAGAAACCUACAUAGGAAUCUCUUACUACCCAUCGGAUAUCUGACAGACACUGAGCCACCAGUACAGAGAGAAAGACCCGUACCAAAACCGAGAUUGAGGAAGAAGCAACCCACACCUGUCACACCUAUUAGACCGGAGAGCCAAGUGGAAAUUUCAGAUGAAUCGUCUGAUGAGGAACCAUUUGAGCUUGUAAUAGUGGAGCAUGAUGCUAGCAGUGACACUACCAUCACUGAGGAACAGCACGAUGACUCUACUGUGAUCGAUACACCUGAGGAUUCUGAUUCUGUAGGGGACGCCCAUUCCCAGGAAGCGACAGACACCGAAGCAGAAGGGACAGAAUCGGAGUCGGUUAUUAGAAGCGCUUCGACAGUCAGUAAUGAAGAUAGUCAGCAGGAGGAUAGUCCUGAUGAAGCUUCUACAGCAUCUUCACCUGAACCAGUUAGACGGUCUACUAGAGAUAGACAACAACCAGCCUGGAUGAGAUCUGGAACAUUCGACUUAUCCAAGUCAGUUGGUACACCAGUUAGUGACAGUGAGUGGUACAAGAAGGUCCAGUUCAUUACAUCGUUAGCUGGAACACAUCUAUUCCGGGAUUUACAGUCAGAAGCAGCGAAGACCAUACUCGACAUUGUCAAGACACCGUCAGCCAAGAAAUGA
Molecule: messenger RNA, 1035 nt
Organism: Mytilus californianus (California mussel)
Lineage: Eukaryota; Metazoa; Mollusca; Bivalvia; Mytilida; Mytilidae
Exons: 1
Coding region: 28-1035 (335 amino acids)
Source: RefSeq, a predicted model, not a curated record